GACUACUUACUCGAUCGGUAGACGUAGGGCCGCGACCGAUCGUGGUCGCGCCACCGAGCUUCGCAACACGCGGUAUCGCUUAGCUCUCUUCGAGACAGCGAGAAUAGUGAGCUGUUUCAGCUCAACCGGAGUACAACAUUGUUGAACGAUACGGGCUCCUCCGUACGCGCUUGUUUUAUUCGUCGCGAGUUUAAGUUCGGCCGGAACCUCGUUCUAACGCGAAAUUCACGUAUUAUAUCCGAGUGACAGAGUUUCGUAAGUGUACGAGAUAGUCACCGAAAUGAGCGUGCCGGGUAAGCAAUUCCAGAAUGAUACUUACGAGUUCGAUUAUAAACGAGUGCCCAAGCAAAGGACGUACUGGAAAGCCAUCUGUAAUUUCAUUCAUGAUCCAGUCGAAGGCACUUACUGCGGUCACACGCCAAAAAAAUGGGCCAUCACUGGAGCAUUCUAUACUUGCUUCUUCAGCGUAUUGGCCUUGCUCUUUGCGAUUUGCAUGAAAGGACUGUUAGCUACGUUAAAUUAUGAGAAACCAAGGUGGAUUCUAGAGGAAAGUAUAAUAGGAACCAAUCCAGGUUUAGGAUUUCGACCGAUUUCCGAGAACACCGCAGAAAAAUCCUUAAUUUGGUAUAGUUCAUCGGAACGUGCCUCGGUGCAAAAAUGGACAGGCCUGUUAGACAAAUUUUUAGAAGAAUAUAAUAAUUCGUCGUUACUACCAAAUGGAGGAAGAAAUCAACAAAUUUGUAAUUAUAACACGCCAGUUAAGCCUGGACACGUUUGUGCCGUUGAGACAAACAACUGGGGACCUUGCUCGCCUGAUCAACAAUAUGGUUUCAAUAACUCGGCUCCUUGUGUCUUCAUUAAAUUAAAUAGAAUAUACGGUUGGGUACCAGACUACUAUAACGACGUCAAAAAUUUACCGAAAGAUAUGCCAGCAAGUCUUAUUAAACAUAUUGAAUCUGUCAAUAGUUCACAGCUGAAUACCGUGUGGGUAUCCUGCGAAGGUGCAGAUCCACAUGAUAGAGAAGAAAUUGGUGAACUGAACUACUACCCUGAGACUCAUGGAUUUCCAGGAUAUUAUUAUCCAUAUCAGAAUAUUCCUGGCUACUUAAGCCCUCUCGUUGCUGUACAUUUCCUUCGGCCGGCAAGGAACAGACUAAUCAGUGUCAAUUGUCGAGCCUGGGCAAAGAACAUCAUAUAUGAUACAGGUAAAGACAAGCAGAAUGGUGUGGUACAUUUCAAAUUAAUGAUCGAUGAAUGACCACUCUUAUAUUUGUAAGAAAAGCAAAUAAAAUGUUUUGUCUUCGGAUGUAAAAACAUCUGUAGAAUCACGUGGACACCUGGAAUGGAAGAUGCUCACGGUUACCGUAAAUUUCGAAAAACCACUGAACAAAGCAGUGGUAAACAAAGAACAUGAAUAGAUACAUUCACCUUUUUAAUUAAUCGAAUAGGGAAUAUACAUUUAUGUUUGUGAAAAAAUUAAAGAACUAGAAUUUAAAGGGAUACAAUAGGCGUGGAAACAGCGGUCGAAAAAUGCUGUUGAUUCGUCUGAUUCACUAUGCAUCUAUAUCGAUUCCAUGAUUGUGUUUGACGUCGAAUGUUAGCGAACAUUGCUGUAAAAUAAAACAAUUGUUAAUCAUUGACACUUAUCAUGAUUAUAAAAAUCAAAUGCA
Molecule: messenger RNA, 1670 nt
Organism: Eufriesea mexicana
Lineage: Eukaryota; Metazoa; Arthropoda; Insecta; Hymenoptera; Apidae
Product: sodium/potassium-transporting ATPase subunit beta-2
Exons: 7
Coding region: 281-1258 (325 amino acids)
Biological process (GO): intracellular sodium ion homeostasis; sodium ion export across plasma membrane; potassium ion import across plasma membrane
Cellular component (GO): sodium:potassium-exchanging ATPase complex
Molecular function (GO): ATPase activator activity
Source: RefSeq, a predicted model, not a curated record